This is a messenger RNA of Pterocles gutturalis (yellow-throated sandgrouse), 681 nucleotides long. It is a transcript of the gene PSTK, whose product is annotated as phosphoseryl-tRNA kinase. The transcript is spliced from 5 exons. Gene Ontology annotation, molecular function: tRNA binding; kinase activity. The record is from RefSeq and is a predicted model, not a curated record. The annotation marks the transcript as partial. Lineage: Eukaryota; Metazoa; Chordata; Aves; Pterocliformes; Pteroclidae.
UGGCUGAUCCUGGAUGACAAUUUUUAUUAUCGGAGCAUGAGAUACGAGGUGUACCAGCUGGCUCGCAAAUAUUCCUUGAGCUUCUGCCAGUUGUUUUUAGAGUGUCCACUGGAAUGCUGCUUGCAGAGAAACCGUCUCAGAAGUCAUCCGUUACCUGACCAGACAAUACAUUUAAUGGCAAGGAAAAUAGAAAUGCCAGAUCUCGAGAAAAAUGCUUGGGAACAGAACAGCUGCAUUCUGAGAAGUUUUGAUUGUACUUCGGAGGAUAAGUAUGCUAAUGCAUUGACGGAAAGGUUUUCAAUAACUACUCAGAUAAUUAGUUUGCUGGCCACUGCUUUGGAAAAUCCAGUGAAGCAAAACGAGGAAAACACUGAGCAAAAGGAAGCAGAUCGAGCAAUCUGUGCCGCUAAUGCUGUCCAUCAGGCUGAUCAGACGUGCAGACGCAUCAUCUCGCAGACAAUGAAGGACGCAAAAGAUAAAAACGUGCUUCCACAUGAGAUGAAGGGCCUGGCAGAAGAACUCAACAAACUCAAAACAGAAUUUUUGGAAGACUUGCGUCAAGGAAGCAAUUUGAAAAACCAAACGUGCCUACAAAAUCAAUAUUCUGACCCUGCUACAAGUGUAAUUUCUUUAUUCCAACAUGAGGCAGCCAAUAUAGUUAAUAAAUAUAUUUUUAAAUAA